AUGAAAGUACGGCUCGUCGCCUUUGUGUGUCUCUUGCUCAUCGGAGCGGCCAGUGUGACGGCCAAGCCGAAGCCCGGCGGAGGAGGAGGUUGGUCCUCUGGCGGCGGAGGAGGCGGUGGCCAUGGAGGCGGUGGCGGCGGAGGCUGGUCCUCCGGCGGAGGAGGAGGCGGUGGCGGCCAUGGAGGCGGAGGCGGUGGAGGAGAUGUCCAGAUAAUCAAAGUGAUCACGGAGAAUGGAGGCGGCGGUGGUGGAGGAGGAGGCUGGUCUUCUGGAGGCGGCGGAGGAGGAGGUUGGUCCUCUGGAGGCGGCGGCGGCGGCGGUUGGUCAUCAGGCGGAGGAGGAGGUGGUGGCCACGGAGGCGGCGGCGGCGGUGGUGAAGUAAAGCUCAUCAAAAUCAUUAGCCUUGGAUCGGCCGGCGGUGGAGGAGGAGGACAUGGCGGCGGUGGUGGAGGCGGCGGCUGGUCUUCAGGAGGAGGCGGCGGCGGCGGAGGCUGGUCUUCUGGCGGCGGAGGAGGUGGUGGCCACGGAGGCGGCGGUGGCGGCGGCACCAAGGUCAUCAAAAUCAUCAAGCUGAGCUCCGGCGGCGGCGGUGGUGGCCAUGGAGGCGGUGGUGGCGGCGGAGGCUGGUCUUCCGGAGGCGGCGGCGGUGGUGGCUGGCAGCCUGCUGGUGGUUGGGCCUAAACCUUAAGCCCAAUCCCAAUCCGAGGCUAGAAUCCUAGGAAGCCAUCGAGGCAGUCCACGAUCAAUCUUUCCCAAUCCCAUCCCCACAGAACUGUUACUCAAUUAAGCAUGAGACUAUGUGGCAAAUGGCAUUUGCU
This is a messenger RNA of Drosophila takahashii, 818 nucleotides long. NCBI's taxonomy places the organism in Eukaryota, Metazoa, Arthropoda, Insecta, Diptera, Drosophilidae. The record is from RefSeq and is a predicted model, not a curated record.